AUGCCGAGUGUGGAUUCAGUUAGUCGGCUCAGCUACAUCUCCCUUAUAACAAAUGACCAAGAGGCAUUUCUUCAACUGUUCAAAUUCUACACAAAUUUGGGCUUUAGAUUAACCAAAAACUUCUCCAGAGUCUCUCCCAAUGGUGCCUCUGCUGCCAAUAACCCACAGUUACAAUUGGGUGUGUCAAAGGAUUCGCUAAGAGAAGUUUGGCUUGAGUCUUAUCCAUUGCAAGAGUUGGAUGAUAAUGGAAAUUUACGUCCCUGGCAAGAAAUGAGUAUCUAUUAUGGAGACAACUGUCAAAAACUCUCAGAGUCCACCAUUAUCAAAUUGAGAUUAUCUAAUGAAGAGCCUGCAUCAAACGCGAUAUCCAAAAAGCUCAUUUUCUUCAGUACUGAAUUGCAAAAACUUGCAAAAAUCUUGCAAGAUUCUGAAAAGGAGGUCAAAAUUGAAAAAAUCACUGAUAGCAUGAUUGAUACCAGAGAUCCAUUGGGUAACCAGUUGGUCUUUUCAAGCACUAUACAUCCAUUAUCCAAAACUGAAUACAACUGUGCUCAAGAUUAUAUCCAACAAACUACGCACGAAAUUUUAAAGAGUAGAAAUGAAUUGGGCGACGGUUUGAAUGCCAAGAACAAAUUCAGAUCAGAAAUCAGUUUAGCAUUGGAUGAGACUGAGGCAAAGACUAGAACAAGCACAAAAGAUGGCAAGGAAAUAGUCAAAAAAAAGAAAAUCGCUGUGAUGACGUCUGGUGGUGAUGCUCCCGGUAUGAACCCUGCAGUUCGUGCAGUUGUCAGAGCCGGUAUCUUUUACGGGUGCGAUGUCUUUGCCGUUUACGAAGGUUAUGAAGGAUUGGUUAAAGGUGGUGACUUGUUGAAACCAAUGGAAUGGGCUGAUGUGCGUUCAUUCUUAUCAUUGGGUGGUACUGCUAUUGGUACUGCUAGAUGUAAGGAGUUUAGGGAACGUGAAGGAAGAUUGCAAGCUGCAUACAAUAUGGUGAUUAAUGGUAUUGAUGCCUUGGUAGUUUGUGGUGGUGAUGGUUCGUUAACUGGUGCAGACUUGUUUAGAAGCGAAUGGCCAUCUUUGGUUGAAGAAUUGGUUACUUCGGGCAGGUUGACAGAUGAGCAAGUGUUGCCAUAUAGGCAUCUCAAAAUUGUUGGUUUGGUUGGGUCGAUUGAUAAUGACAUGUCCGGAACCGACGUUACUAUUGGUGCCUACUCUGCAUUGGAAAGGAUCUGUGAGAUGGUUGAUUAUAUUGGUGCCACUGCCUCUUCGCAUUCUCGAGCAUUUGUUGUUGAAGUAAUGGGUAGACAUUGUGGUUGGUUAGCACUUUUAUCGGGUAUUGCUACGGGUGCUGAUUAUGUUUUUAUCCCAGAAAGACCGCCAAAAGCUGGCCAAUGGAAGCAAGAAUUGAAAGAAGUUUGUGCUAGACAUAGAUCUUAUGGAAGAAGAAAGACAACCGUGAUUGUUGCCGAGGGUGCAAUUGACGAUGAGUUGAAUCCAAUCACCUCUGAAGAGGUCAAGAAAGUGUUGGUUGAUUUGGGGUUGGAUACUAGAAUCACCAUUUUGGGACACGUGCAGAGGGGUGGUACUGCUGUUGCAUUUGAUAGAAGAUUAGCUACAUUGCAAGGUGUUGAAGCAAUUAAGGCAGUUUUGGAAAUGACACCCAACACACCUUCGCCGAUGAUUGGUAUUUUGAAGAAUAAGAUUGUUAGACGUCCCUUGGUUGAUGCAGUUAAGCAAACACAAGCGGUUGCUGAGGCUAUCGGCAAAAAAGACUUUGACAAGGCCAUGUCCUUACGUGAUGCCAAUUUCUAUGAUGCUUAUAGGUAUUAUAAAGCCAUCACUUAUUAUGACGAUAGGUCAAGGCAAUUGCCCGAAAACAAGAGAUUAAAUAUUGCUGUUGUUCAUGUUGGUGCUGCAUCUGCUGGGUUGAAUGCCGCUACAAGGGCAAUAACCUUGUACAAUAUCUCUCGUGGACAUACCUUGUAUGCGGCUCAGGAUGGGUUUGAAGGGCUUGCAAAAGGUCAUUUGAAGAAGUUGGAGUGGUUAGAUGUUGAAGGGUGGCACAGUAGAGGUGGAAGUGAGAUUGGUACCAAUCGUUCGUUACCCUCGCAGGAUUAUGGAAGAGUUGCUUACUAUUUGCAAAAAUUCAACAUUCAAGGUUUAAUCAUUAUUGGUGGAUUUGAAGCAUUCAAGUCUUUGCACGAACUUGAUGUUCAAAAGGCCAACUAUCCAAUAUUUGAGAUUCCUAUGGUUGUUGUUCCAGCAACCGUUUCAAACAAUGUUCCUGGAUCAGAAUACUCGCUUGGAUCAGAUACUUGUUUGAACCAGUUAGUGACGUAUUGUGAUGCUGUCAUCCAAUCUGCAUCAUCAAGUCGUAGAAGAGUGUUUGUGGUUGAGGUGCAAGGUGGCCACUCUGGUUAUGUUGCAUCUUAUUGUGGAUUAAUUACUGGUGCGUUGGCUACAUAUACUCCUGAGGCUCAGAUCAAUCUUCGCGAAUUGCAACGUGAUAUUGAGUUGUUAUUUACUGUGUUUCAAACCGAUCGUGGUGAAGAUCAUAAUGGUAAAUUGAUUGUUAGAAAUGAGCAGGCAUCGCUGGUUUAUUCUACUGAAUUGGUUGCCGAUAUUCUUAAGGAGAAUGCUAAUGGCAGAUUUGAGACUCGUACUGCAAUUCCAGGUCACGUUCAACAAGGAUAUACGCCUACAGCAAACGAUCGUGUUCUUGCAGUGAAGUUUGCAUUAAAGGGAAUGGAGUUUAUUGAACAAUGGAAUCAUAUUACUGAAAAGGAUGAUGAUGAUAAAAUCAAGCUUUCUACAGAUGUUAGUGGUGGUAAUGAGGAAGAAGAAGAAGGAGAAGAAGGAGACAAAGAGGCAGAGGAUGAAGAGGAAGAUGCAGCAUGGAAGGUGGAUAAUUAUGAUGAUGAUGAAGACGAGUAUAGGAAACACAAUGCUGUUGUUAUUGGUAUUCAUGGAGACUUGACAGAGUUCACCAAUGUUGGUACAUUGUAUGAGACUGAAGCAGAUGUCAAGUUGAGGAAAGGUAAGACCAUCCAUUGGAAGGAUAUGAUUGAGGUUGAAGAUAUGUUGAGUGGUAAGACGCUACUUAGGAGGAAGAAGGAGAACUUGUAA
Lodderomyces elongisporus is the source of this 3126-nucleotide messenger RNA. It is a transcript of the gene PFK1, whose product is annotated as 6-phosphofructokinase subunit alpha. Gene Ontology annotation, biological process: canonical glycolysis; fructose 6-phosphate metabolic process; fructose 1,6-bisphosphate metabolic process. The transcript has a single exon. Gene Ontology annotation, molecular function: 6-phosphofructokinase activity; identical protein binding; fructose-6-phosphate binding. Gene Ontology annotation, cellular component: mitochondrion; cytoplasm; 6-phosphofructokinase complex. NCBI's taxonomy places the organism in Eukaryota, Fungi, Ascomycota, Pichiomycetes, Serinales, Debaryomycetaceae. The record is from RefSeq and is a predicted model, not a curated record. Bases 1 to 3126 code for a protein of 1041 amino acids.